Drosophila persimilis is the source of this 519-nucleotide messenger RNA. RefSeq names its product histone H3.v1. The record is from RefSeq and is a predicted model, not a curated record. Bases 1 to 519 code for a protein of 172 amino acids. NCBI's taxonomy places the organism in Eukaryota, Metazoa, Arthropoda, Insecta, Diptera, Drosophilidae. The transcript has a single exon.
AUGCGUCCAAUUAGAGCGCUCUUUCUAGCCAUCCUGGCCGCACUCAUGGUGCUGUCUUUCCAGUUAACACCGCCUGCCACCGGCUCGUCCUCCGGCACUCCUACCAGCACCUCGCCCGCCGGCACGCCUACCAGCACCUCGCCCGCCGGCACGCCUACCAGCACCUCACCCGCCGGCACGCCUACCAGCACCUCGCCCGCCGGCACGCCUACCAGCAGCUCGCCCUCCGGCACUCCUGCCAGCAGCUCGUCCUCCGACACUUCGCCAGCUACGACCACCACAACAACAGAAGCCACGACGACAACCACAACAGAAGAGGCGACUACCAAGAAGCACCAUCGCCGCAUCCAUCGCAGGCGUAUAGUGAUUAUCCGUAGAGAGAGACGCGGCGGGGAUAACAGGAGGAACAGGAGGAACAGGAGACUUAGGCGUGAAGGUGGAAGCGGUGGGGACGUGAGGCGUGUACGUGUUCAUGAGCGUCGCAGAGUGCGCUUGGGCCGAAGGUUCUCCCGGGUGUAA